AUGACUGGUUUCUCCGCUACCACCUGCAAAAACAGUUUUUGCGAAACUAUCUUCAGCGAAGAGAGAGAGACACAAACUCGUGAGGCUAUAAUCUCAUUCAAUCACAUCUCAAAUCCUCUUUUUCUCCUAAAAACUUCUUCUUCUUCUUCCUUGGAGAAUUCUAAAGUCUCCACCUUUAUACGAUUUCGUUACUUCUCCAAAAGGGUUCUUGAUCCCUACUUGUCUAAUCACUUGAAUCGAACAUUAUCGUCGCUCAAUUUUAAGAUGAUGAUGGAUGAUGUUACUCUGAGUCAAAGGAGGAGCUGUUCUUCCUCCUCCGAUGUUGUUGCUCCGCUAUUGCCCAAAUCUCAGGGAGACGAAGUUGCUUACGAUGAAUUCAAUGGAACUUGGUUUAGUGGAGCUGUUUUCAAUCUCUACACAACUAUAAUCCUUGCUGGUAUCAUUGCAUAUCUGCGACUAUGAAGAUCCUAGGGCUUUUGCUCGGCAUUGCUAUGAUUGUUGUCAUGGCUUUCUUGACUAAUGCGUUUAUUGAGUUCUUUCUUAGGUUUAGUAAGAUUAAGAAGAGUAGAUCUCAUGGUGCUUGGUGGGUGAUUCUUUUGGUAAACCUGAGAAGAUUUUGCUUCAAGUCGAUGUUUUAGUGAACAACAUUGGUGUUUUGAUUGUAUACAUGAUCAUCAUUGAUAUCACUAAUCAUCUCCUUGUCUUUUUGAGAGUGAUAUGUUUAGUUGUAUCCCGUGUUCAAGAAUUAUUGAUUAGACAAACGCUGAGACCGUUUUUUAAGCGCCACAAAUGAUGAG
Molecule: messenger RNA, 797 nt
Organism: Brassica oleracea var. oleracea
Lineage: Eukaryota; Viridiplantae; Streptophyta; Magnoliopsida; Brassicales; Brassicaceae
Exons: 4
Coding region: 1-462 (153 amino acids)
Source: RefSeq, a predicted model, not a curated record